Molecule: messenger RNA, 705 nt
Organism: Vicia faba (fava bean)
Lineage: Eukaryota; Viridiplantae; Streptophyta; Magnoliopsida; Fabales; Fabaceae
Source: the annotation of a GenBank genome assembly
AUGACUUCUGUCACCGUUCGUCCUCCUCCGCUAACUUCAACUUCGGAGCCACCUCCCCUUUUCGACGGAACCACAAGGUUGUACAUCAGUUAUACUUGCCCCUUUGCACAACGUGUAUGGAUCACUAGAAACUACAAGGGACUAGAAGACAAGAUUGAAUUGGUUCCUAUUGACCUUCAAAACAGGCCUGCAUGGUAUAAGGAAAAAGUUUACCCUGAAAAUAAGGUGCCAUCUUUGGAGCACAAUGGCAAGGUAUUGGGAGAAAGUCUUGAUUUAGUCAAAUAUGUGGAUGCCAACUUUGAAGGAACACCUCUCUCUCCCAAUGAUCCUGCCAAGAAAGAGUUUGCUGAGCAGUUGUUAUCCCAUGUUGAUACCUUUGUCAAAGACUUGUACGGCUCAUUCAAAGGGGAUACUGUGCAACUAGCCAGUACUGCUUUUGAGUACUUGGAGAACGCCCUUGGUAAAUUUGAUGACGGCCCAUUCCUUCUUGGUCAAUUCAGUUUGGUGGAUAUUGCUUAUGUUCCAUUCGUUGAAAGAUUCCACAUUAUCCUUCCUGAAUUGUUCAAGUUUAACAUCACAGAAGGAAGACCUAAACUUGCAACAUGGAUCGAGGAGCUGAACAAGAUUGAUGCUUAUACACAGACAAAAGUGGAUCCUCAAGAAACUGUUAAUACUUACAAGAAACGUUUUCUGCCUCAACAGUGA